AUGUCAAAGGUCAAGAUAUUACUGGUUGGUUCCGUCGGGGAGAACUUUAAUGUGUUAUCCAAGAAGGUUAACUCGUUGAACUCAAGCAAGGCUGGUCCAUUCGACGUCUGCUUCUGUGUUGGUCCAAUCCAAGUUCCAAAAGAUUUGGAUUCCGAUCUACCGUUGCCAGUUUAUCUGCAAGAUUAUCAGCCAGACAAAGACGCCGCACAAGAGAAAUCGUCAAACGGUAUUGUGUCGUUGGGUAAAAAUCUGUGGACAUUCCAAAGAACCAACGACAGCAAGUCAUUCGAAUCGUAUGACGUUAAGUUAUCCAACCACUCCCAUCCUUUGAUUGUUGCAUCAUGUUCCCGACACAUCAGAUCAGAUGACCUAUCCAACAAAGACCAACCGCAGUGUGAUAUAUUACUGUCUUCGGAUUGGCCACAGGGCAUGGAAGAUGUUGUGAAUGUAGAUACAGAACCUCUGAGUUUCGAUUUGGCCCAGGUCGCAUUGCUCCAUCGACCAAGAUAUCAUGUCGCUCCGUCGACCAAGUUCUACCAUGCAUCUCCUCCUUACAACUUUCCCAGUAGCACCCACGUUUGCCGAUUUUUGGCGUUGGCACCAGUGAUUCAAGAGAAACCUUCAAAGACAACGAAGUUUGUGCACGCGAUUGGAUUGGUGCCGCUGAAGGCCAAUCCCCCACCUACAACCGCACCAUCGACGCUUCCCUGUCCAUUUAUUUCGACGACAAGCCCCGUCAUCACCAAUAACAAAGCAUCUACAAAGUUCAAUACAAGCUCCAACUCAAAUUCCAAUGACUUUCGAUUUAACCUUGGUGGAAACAAACGAGGUCGCAAUGGUGAGGGUGGUGACGCUGAGGGCAACGCAGAAAACAACCUAGAACCACCGGAUGAUCCUGAGGUCAAUACACUCUUCUUGUAUGGGCUACACAGGGAUGUCACUGGGGAGUUGCAAUCUACAGAGUCAUCAAAAGUCUUGACUGCCUUUUCCAAAUAUGGCGUCACCAGGGUUCGUCAUCCCCCAAACAGCCGAACGACUACCUAUUGCUUUUUGGAAUUCGAAGACCAAAAGAAGGCUUUGGCGUGCAUUUUGGAUUGUAGCGGAAAGUAUACUAUUGAUGGCGUGGAACUGACACUCAAAUGGGCGACGCAAAACAACCGAAAGAAACAACGGCAAGAACCACAAUAUCACUUUGUCACACAAGCUGAGGCACCAAACUCGACAACUCUAUACUUCCAUCCACCAAAGAAAACAGAUGACAAUGAAGCUUUGGACGAAUCCUUCUUCAAGGACGUGUGUACAUACAUGCAAAAUACAUUGGAGGACGCUUUGAACGAAGGGAACGAGGAAGAUGAUCGGGUCACUGCGGAAACUGAGCCGGCAUUGAAAGUCGAGCUACGGCCGAAAGAAACCUUUGCGUUUUUGGAGUUCUCAUCCCAUGCGGCUGCAACAAUGGCGCUAGCAGCUGUGACAAACAGCACAGAUGGGGGGCUUCUUCUGGAGGAACCAACAAACGCUUCGAAACCAGCAGCAAAUCUUGUUGGUACUACUCUCCGAUGGGCCAAGGGGGAACCAAAGCAAACAGGACGGGAAAAGAUAUUGGAAGCUCUUGGCUUGGAACGACAGCACUAUCCCGCAGAUUCAAGAACUGAUUGCUGGUUCUGCCUGUCUUCGCCAACGUGUGAGACACACCUCAUUGUUGGUGUGUAUCAGCAAUGGUAUGCAACCAUGCCAAAAGGACCUCUACACCCUGGCCAUGUUCUAUUGGUACCGGUGGAGCAUACAAACAGAGGGGCAUGGAGUUUGGAAACAGACGAAUGGAUGGCUCUUGUGACCAAAUUGAAACUUCAUGCUGAUCAGACAUAUGAUAUGGAUCUCUUUAUCUUUGAGCGUGCGAUGGAUACAAAAGGCGGAUAUCACAGCCACAUUCAAUGUGUUCCAAUCCCAAAGACGUGUACGAGUAAGCUACGGGCCACCAUGAUGGCCCAUUCUAAAGCGAGUGGAUUCACUCUGAGACCUAUUGAAUCCGACUUGGGUAUUGAAACUAUGGUUUCUGCUGAUGAUUCCUAUUUCUACGCAGAGAUUGUUACGCAAUCUCACAGCCAUCGUUUCCUGUACAAGCACAAUGACGAUGCGCCGAGGUCGGCUGUCCCGCUUCAAUUCGCUCGAGAAGUCUUGGCAUCAGUUUUGAAGGAGCCAAAACUUGCUCACUGGAAGUCAUGCGUUCUUGAGAAAGAAAAGGAAAGCGAAAUGGCAUCAGAACUCCGAAGCAGUUUCAGCCCAAUGAUGUCGUAG
Molecule: messenger RNA, 2295 nt
Organism: Cylindrotheca closterium
Lineage: Eukaryota; Bacillariophyta; Bacillariophyceae; Bacillariales; Bacillariaceae
Source: the annotation of a GenBank genome assembly